CUUGAUUUUGUUUAAUUAUAUUUUCAUUAAAAAAAAAUAAUAAUUUACUGUUAAAAAUGUUGUUUUUAAUUUUUAUACUGUUUUAUAUUAAAUCUGUUAUUGCAACGUUUGGUAAUGAUACAGUUUGUUACAACGAAUUGGGAUGUUUUGAUAAUAAUUAUCCUUGGUUUCAAAUUCUUCGACCUUUUCCAAUGCCUGAUAGUCCCCAGGAAGUAAACACGACAUUUUAUUUUUCCAACAGAGAGACUAACAAAAGUUAUGUUGAAACAUGGCCAAAUAUAAAAAUGAAUGUUCAAUUUAAUGCAUCGAAACCAACGUAUUUUAUAACACACGGUUAUUCAAGUGACACAAAUAAUAACUGGUUUAAAAAUUUAACAGAAGCAAUAUUAUAUCAAAAAGAUGCAAAUCUUUUUAGUGUCGAUUGGUCAAAAGGUUCAUCAGGUUUUUACUUCAGUGCUUCAUCAAAUACUCGAAUUGUUGCUGCUGAAAUAUCAAGGGUGAUUCGUUAUCUUAUGAUAAAUAAUGCUGCUGAUAUUUCAAAGUUUCAUUUAAUGGGUCAUAGUCUGGGUUCUCAUGUUAUGUCAUACGUUGGAAAAAACAUAAGUGGAAUAAACAGAAUAACAGCAAUGGAUCCAGCACAGCCUGGUUUUCAAGGAAGAAAUUCUAAAAUAAGACUUGAUGAUACUGAUGCUAAUUUUAUUGAUGUUUUGCAUACAGAUGGAAAACCAUUUUUGCCAUUUUUAGGUUUUGGAAUAACAAAAAGUGUUGGAACUGUUGAUUUUUAUUUAAACGGUGGAUUAUUUCAGCCAAAUUGUGUUGUAGAUGGUGAAAAUUUUAUGUACAAAUCAUUUUAUGAUGUUCCAAAUAUAACUCUUGCAAUUUUAUAUAACUUGGCAACAUGCAGUCAUUCACGUGCACCAAGAUACAUGGCAGCAGCAAUUAGAGAAAAUUGUAAUAUGUGGGGAUAUCGAUAUGAUGCUGAAUCAUCUAAUUUACGUUACGAAAAAUUUAUAAUAAAAGACUCAUGUAAUGCUGACACUUGCAGUAAAAUCGGUCUUGAUACUGAUGAAUAUCCAGCAACUGGUAAUUUUGCAAUGAUGACAUCUGGAAUUUAUCCAUUUUGUCUUAAUGACACAGAUGCCAACAAUAAAAUGUCACGAGUAUUAACAACAAAAAAACAACAAUUAAAUUAAUUAUACAUUUUUUUUUUUCUUUUGUUUUUAACAUCGAGUGUUUUGUACUUUUUAAUUAUUGACAGUAAAUAUUAUACACUCUCGUUAAUAUAAUUAUAAUAAUUUUUUAAAAAAUCAUAAAUAUCACUUUUAACUAAUUUUUUUUUUUUUUCUUUCAAUUUACUUUCUUGAUUAUGUGUAUAAAUAUAAUUAAAAAAUAAUGAAUCUCUAAUUGUGAUAGUAACUACAUUUAAAAAAAAAAAAAAAAAAAAAAUUGUUUGCAAUCAGAUCUUGUUGAAUAAUUAAAAGUUAAUCUGUAAAUAUCAUUAAUUUAAAAAAUAAUAUAUGAAUAAAAAAAUAUACAUGUUGUUAAAAUAAAAAA
Messenger RNA from Aphidius gifuensis, 1554 nucleotides. RefSeq names its product pancreatic lipase-related protein 2-like. The transcript has 6 exons. The coding region runs from base 57 to 1193 and encodes 378 amino acids. The record is from RefSeq and is a predicted model, not a curated record. Gene Ontology annotation, molecular function: triacylglycerol lipase activity. Lineage: Eukaryota; Metazoa; Arthropoda; Insecta; Hymenoptera; Braconidae. Gene Ontology annotation, biological process: lipid metabolic process.